GAAGACGCUGUUGUCACCUGGUUUCAGCCAGGUUUCAGUCAAAAGGAGGAAGUCCAGAGAAUGUGAUAUAAAAAAGUCAUUUAAGAUGAAAGUCUUAUUUACGACAGACCUGGUGUUGAUCAGAGCCAUGCAAACCAAACUCUGAUCCGUUUGUUGGGAGGCACGCUGGACCGGGCGGAGAUUGUCCGGGAUGCAGCCCCGUCUGCGGAUCCUCACGGGCCGGCGGCAAGGAAGUGAGUACCCGGCCUCCGGUACUGCCGGCUGCAGCCACCGGUAAGAGUAUUCCGUGGAGCCUCGGAUGAUGAAGCUGGCAAACUCCCCAGAGACCCCAAACGGCGGACGACGAGUGCUGUGCGUGGAGGACGAAGCCAGGUGAGCUCUCAGCCGGCAUUUUGCUCCACCUCUCUUUCCGCGUCUCCUUCGACGGCUGAUGCGUAGCGACCAAGCCGGGAGACGCCAUAGAUAUGAGGAAAUGCCCCUGCCUACAUGCACGAGGCUGCUGCUACUGGUCCCUGGCUUUCUGUCAUUUUGCAGAAGUGCAAAGAUCAAACAGUUUUUAUUACGUCAUCGAGCCGUCUUCAGGGCUCAGUGCUGAGCUUCUCACUGAGACGUCAUCAGUCAGACAGAGAUGAGUUCCGUGCAGCAGGUGAACCCCACGGUGCGGGGGAUCAGAGCCCCAACGAGCCUGCAGAGUCUGGCUGCACGUAUCACAGAGGAGAUCACACAGGGAGUGAACAAACCCUUCCAGCAGGUGAUUGAUGUCAGUUCAGGGGAUCCCCACAGGGCAGGGAUGGCACCUACUUCAUUUGUUCGCCAGGUCAUGGCAGUGUGUCUUUACCCUGAGCUCCUCAAAGACAACAGUUUUCCUCUGGAUGUCAGGCAGAAGGCACACAUGCUUCUAGGGGCCUGCUGUGGAGGGAGUGUUGGUUCGUACUCUGUAACCACCCUUGGUAUUCCAUGUGUCCAGAAAAGCAUUGCUGAGUUCAUCACGAGGCGCGAUGGUGGAGUGAUUUCAAACCCAGAAGAUAUCAUUAUCUCUCGUGGUUCUCAGAAGUGUUUGUCGAUGAUUUUGCACCUGAUGGCCAGUGGCGAGGGUGACACUCGGACAGGUGUGUUGAUCCCGAUGCCUUGCCCACACACCCUACCACCCCUGCUGGAUAUGUCUGGAGUGACACUGGUGCCGUACCAGCUGAUGGAGGACCAAGGAUGGGCUGUAGAUCUACAUGAACUGCAACGAGCUUUAAGGAAGGUGAAGGGGCGCUGUGAACCCAGAGCCAUUUACAUCAGCAACCCAGGAAACCCCACAGGUCAUUUACAAAACAGGAAAACAAUAGAGGAAGUGAUUCGUUUUGCUGCAACCGAGGGCCUUAUCCUGUUGGCUGAAGAGGUGUACCAGGACUGCGUGUAUGGACAGGGGCAAGAGUUUAUUUCCUAUAAGAGAGUCCUGUUUGAGAUGGGAAAAGAGUACUCAGAGACAGUGGAGUUGGUCUCCUUCCACUGUUUAUCCAGUGCCUGCAUGGGAGAGUGUGGUCUGAGAGGAGGAUAUAUGGAGGUAAUUAACAUGGACCCAGCAGUCAAUAUGUAUUUAAAAAAAGUGCCGGUCAGCCCUCCAGUUUUAUCACAGCUUGCUUUGGAGGUCAUGGUCAACCCGCCCACAGCUGAAGAUCCUUCCUAUAAAACAUACUCACAGGAGAUUCUUCACUCUCAGACAACUCUGUCCCAGAAUGCUCAGCGUGCUUUUAAGUUCCUGAAUGAUCUACCAGGGAUGAACUGCCAACCAGCGAUGGGGGGAGUCUUUCUUUAUCCCUGUCUGCAUCUACCACCUCAGAUGAUAGAGGAGGCCGAGAUGUUGGGAGUGGAGGCAGAUGCGCUUUACUGUCAGAGGUUACUGGAGGAGGAAGGUGUGUGUUUUGGAGCCGGCUGUGAGAACGGACAAGAGGGUCAAAACUACCACAUCAGGCUGUGUGUUCUGGCUCCUCCUGCCACCCUGGAGGAGGUCUUGGCACGACUUCGCUCUUUCCACCUGCACCUGCUGGACAGAUUUCCCUGACAGAGGUGUCAAGGACACACUUUGGAGACAAAUAUCAAGCCGUGGUUCAUAGAAUUUUCUCCCACCAAAAGUAAUGCAUUAUAAUGCAUUAUAUAUUGUUUCACAUAAAUGGUAAAUGGACUUGUACUUGCAUAGUGCCUUUCUAGUCUUCCAACCAAUCAAAGCACUUUAACACUACACAUCACAUUCACCCAUUCACACACACUGCAUACACUGGCGGCUGAGGCUGCCAUGCAAGGUGCCACCUGCUACUCAGUUACAGUAAACAUUCAUAUGCAUUCACACACCGACAACACAGCCAGUAAUUUGCCCAAGCAUACUUCAACAUGCGGAGGAAACAGGGAUCGAACUGCUGAUCUUCCGAUUACUGGAUGACUGCUGUGCUCUAUUUACCAAACCACAAAACAAAUACUACAGACACAUAUUACACAUCAGACACGGCUAGAGGUAGAAGAAUUAUUCAGUGCUAAAAUCACAGUAUGAAAAUACUCUAAAAGUCCUGUAUUCAAAGCCUUACUUUUGUAAAAGUAGUCACAGUGCAGUAAAAUGUUCUCUGUCAGUAUUUUACUAUUAUACGUGACGUUUCUGCAUGAAUUACUACUUAAUUACUGCUGCAUUAAUGUGUACAUUGCAUUUUAUUGCUGUACAUGUACACUCUGUGUGUUAGAGUGUACAUGUAUUAUUGUACCUCACUGCAGAUAUAAUCUAUAUGUGCACCACAAGAUAAAGCAGCAGCCACAUGGAUGUCUAAAUAUUAAUUUUGGGCGACAUGGUCAAUUUGUUUGUUAUGAACAGUAACGUGUGGAGGAUACAUGUUCACUGGAAAAAUCAAAAUGAUUGAUUUGAUUGAUAACAAGUGAAUUCUUUCCACAUUACAAUCUAUUCACACAGUACCAACGGAUACUAUAUAUGAUUAGUAUAAAUAUAUUUGGAAUAUCACACACAACUCUAUGCAUCAUUUACAGUUUAGAUUUCUAAGUUGGUAAAAGAUAAAGCACAUUAUGAUCUCAGUUAGCAACUGGUGGUCCUAAAGUACAGAAGGAAGUGUAAAUGGAGGGCAGUAAAGUAAGAGAACAUGAAAAAGCAAACCCAUUUGGGGAGCAGUAUGAGAAAAAAAAGAUGAAGAGUAAAACACUUGAUUUCACAGAGGGAGUCUGGUGCUGAAGAAUAUAACCAAAAUCUGAACAGUACCUUGUCCACUUUUUGAUAACUGGCCUCAGGUGUUUUUUGUGGAAACUUGUAUGUAAUUAUAAUAAUAAAAAAAUCACGAGUGUCAUGUUUGGACAGUUCUGCACUGUGGAUUCUUUUUUUCUUUGGGUCCAAGCACCAAAUGCUC
This is a messenger RNA of Epinephelus moara (kelp grouper), 3386 nucleotides long. Its product is annotated as alanine aminotransferase 2-like. The record is from RefSeq and is a predicted model, not a curated record. Bases 629 to 2050 code for a protein of 473 amino acids. The transcript is spliced from 12 exons. Lineage: Eukaryota; Metazoa; Chordata; Actinopteri; Perciformes; Serranidae. Gene Ontology annotation, biological process: biosynthetic process. Gene Ontology annotation, molecular function: L-alanine:2-oxoglutarate transaminase activity; pyridoxal phosphate binding.